GUCUCUCCGGGAUCCGAGAUCAAGAUCGCCGGGCCUCUCAACUUCCACGACCUCGCCCGCGUCAUCGCCGCCGGGUCCACGCUCAUCGCCGUCGUGCUGAGUCUCUAUCUCAUCUUCAUGCACGCCACGCAUUACACACAGCCCAAGGAGCAGCGACACAUCAUCCGCAUCCUCUUCAUGGUCCCCGUCUACGCCAUCUCCUCGUACAUGCAGCUGGAGUGGUACUGGCGCGCCACCUACUUCUCCGUCAUCUCCGACUGCUACGAGGCCUUUGCCAUUGCCUCCUUCUUCGGCCUCAUCUGCCACUACUGCGCGCCCGACCUGCAUACGCAAAAGGAGUUCUUCCGAGGCCUUCGCCCGAUCCAGGGCUGGGUCAUGCCCAUCAACUGGUUCGCCAAGUGCUGCGGCGGCGAUCGCGGCCCCUGGCGCACGCCCAAGAGCGGCCUGACCUGGUUCAACAUCAUCUGGAUCGGCGUGUACCAGUACUGCUUCAUCCGCGUUGCCAUGACCGUGACGGCCGUCCUGACCGAGCACUAUGGGCGCUACUGCGAGAGCUCCAACUCUCCCGUCUUUGCUCACAUCUGGGUCCUCGUCAUCAACGCCCUGUCCGUCACCAUCGCCAUGUACUGCCUCAUCCAGUUCUACAUUCAGCUUGCCAAGCCCCUUUCCGAGCACAAGCUGUUCCUCAAGAUUCUCGCCAUCAAGCUCGUCGUCUUCCUGUCCUUUUGGCAGGCCUCGGCCAUUUCCGUCGGCACAUCGACGCUCAAGAUUGUCAAGCCUGGCGAGGUCCUUGCCUAUCCGGAUCUCAAGGUGGGCAUCCCAGCCCUGCUGCUGUGCGUCGAAAUGGCCAUCUUUUCCUGCCUGCACAUCUGGGCCUUCCCCUAUCAAGUCUACCGCCGCGGCGCCGCCUCGUCCUUUUACCCGAGCCCCGAUGCGUCCAAGGGCACCAUUGGACUGGAGAAGCCUGUUCUGCCCAACCGCGGCGGCUUCCUCGGCCUGCGGGCGCUGUGGGAUGCCAUGAACCUGUGGGACCUGGUCAAGGCCUUUGUGCGAGGCAUGCGCUGGCUCUUCUGCGGCAUCAAGAGGCGCAAGGAGGACGUCAGCUAC
Messenger RNA from Trichoderma reesei QM6a, 1107 nucleotides. Its product is annotated as seven transmembrane receptor, rhodopsin type. The transcript is spliced from 3 exons. NCBI's taxonomy places the organism in Eukaryota, Fungi, Ascomycota, Sordariomycetes, Hypocreales, Hypocreaceae. The annotation marks the transcript as partial. The record is from RefSeq and is a predicted model, not a curated record. Gene Ontology annotation, molecular function: transporter activity. Gene Ontology annotation, biological process: transport.